GACACUUAAAAACUACAUUUGAAAGGGUAUUCAAAAGGCUGUUACAGUCACAUCGACGCAUAUACACGUUGGUUUGUCGGUGGGUCGUUUGGUGGGUCAAUUGUGGUUGGCUAAGGCGCGAACAGGUUCGCAAAUGCGCAGAAUUCAAUCAAACCGAAUACAGCAACAAGUAAAAAGCGACAGGCAACAAGAAACAAGAAACACGCAACAAGCGACAGGCGACAGGCGACAAGCGACAGCAACAAGCAUUGAUUCAUAGAUUUUUGGGUAUUUCUGUGCAGUUGUUGUGCCCGGUUGAGACAGUGCGUCUGAUGCGUAAGUGGACGUCGCGUGGACGCCCGUCACAUGUCGUGUAAAAUGUCCGUGUGCGCACUCGCACGCCCGCCCGCAGCAGCCGCCGUAAGCAGUGCGAAUAACGUGAACGGACAAACAGUUGCAGCGACGUCGCCAGCGACGACGCCAACGACGCCGCCAACGCCGCCGCCGUCGCCGCAGGUGCGCAUCUACGAGGACUUUGACAGGAUGAGCGCCAAGGAGGUGUACUACAAUGAGGCGGGCAAGAAGGUGACGGUCAAGUUGCUCCACUUCCCGGAUGUUCUGCCCGAGGACAUAGCCAAGCUGCGCUUCGAUGACGAGGACGACCAGAAUGCCGACGAUGCCGACGUGGACGACGACGAUGGCGUCGAUAGCGAUGCAGGUCGCUCUGCCAAUAGCAGCCACAGCACCGGCGCCGGCAUCGGCAUCAGCAAGACGCCGCCCACCGCUGACAGCGACGAUGGCGACAGCGAGACCGAGAAGCCUGACCUGGAUGGCAGCGGCAGUGGCAAUGCCACAGCCACCGGCGCCAUCAAGAAGACCUUCCGGCGCAAGCUGUCCGGCAACAAUAUGCAGCCGCGCAAGUGCAGCCUGGCGUUUGCCCAGGCGCAUGGCAUCAAGCAGCGCGCCGAGAAGAAACUGUCGAUGCCCACCAUCAGCAUCACAGCCAAUCCGGGCGAGCAUGUCAGCCUGGCGGGCGGGCGCAAGCUCUCGCAACAGCACUCGCUGCCCAUGACGAUGAUGACGCCGCCACGUCGCAGUCAUUCGCCGCUGGGCCAGAGUCUCUGCCCCGGCUACAUACAGUACUCCAAGUCGCUGCUGGAGGUGCCCAUGCCAAGGGAUUAUGGCUACGCCAGCAGCGACGAUCUGAGCUCUGAGUGGGACUCGGAUGUAUCCACAUCGGCGGCCUCGUCCGCAACUGCAUCGGGCUCUGGCUCGGGCGCUACGGGUGCAACCUCAGCGAGCGGCACGAAGAAGAGCUCUGGCUGGCGGAAAAUACGAAACAUCGUGCAAUGGACGCCCUUCUUUCAGACGUACAAGAAGCAGCGCUAUCCAUGGGUACAGCUGGCGGGCCAUCAGGGCAACUUCAAGGCCGGUCCCGAGCCGGGCACCGUUCUCAAGAAGCUCUGCCCCAAGGAGGAGGAAUGCUUCCAGGUGCUCAUGCAGGAUGUCCUGCGCCCAUAUGUGCCCGUCUACAAGGGUCAGGUGACCAGCGAGGAUGGCGAACUCUAUCUGCAGCUGCAAGAUCUGCUCAGUGACUAUGUGCAGCCGUGCGUCAUGGAUUGCAAAGUGGGUGUGCGCACCUAUCUGGAGGAGGAGCUGUCCAAGGCCAAGGAGAAGCCCAAGCUGCGCAAGGACAUGUACGACAAGAUGAUACAAAUAGAUGCCCAGGCGCCCAAUGCCGAGGAGCACGCGGCCAAGGCGGUGACCAAGCCACGCUACAUGGUCUGGCGCGAGACCAUCUCGAGCACUGCCACGUUGGGCUUCCGCAUUGAGGGCAUCAAGAAGAGCGAUGGCACCAGUUCCAAAGAUUUCAAGACGACCAAGUCACGCGAACAAAUCAAACUGGCCUUCAGCGAGUUCCUCAGCGGCCAUCCACAUAUUCUGCCACGAUAUAUACAACGCUUACGGGCCAUACGGGCCACCUUGGCCGUCUCAGAGUUUUUCCAGACUCACGAGGUCAUUGGCAGCUCGCUGCUGUUCGUGCACGAUCAGACGCACGCCAGCGUUUGGCUUAUUGACUUUGCCAAGACGGUGGCGCUGCCGCCUCAUAUGAGGAUCGACCAUUAUUCGGCCUGGAAGGUGGGCAAUCAUGAGGAUGGCUAUUUGAUUGGCAUCAACAAUCUCAUCGAUAUAUUCGUCGAGCUGCAGGCGGCCAAUGAAAUGGAGUCUGCAGCGGACGCCGCUUCGGGCUCUGGUUCCGGCUCCGGCUCCGGCUCUGGUUCCGGUUCAGCGUCGGGUUCCGGUUCGGUUUCACCAGCGCCCGCCUGCAGCGGUCAGGAGGAGGAGCCCAGCAAAAUAUAAAGGGCACAGCAAGAAAACAAUCUAACAUAAUAUAUAUACACUCAUAUAUAUAUUUAUAUAGAACUAUUUAGCUUACAAUUACACUGAAGCGUUCCAUGGGGCUGCGCCCCGCCAAGGACAUUUCCUAGCACAUUCCACAGAAAUGUGUUAAAACAAAACAAAAUCAAAUAUCAAAAAAUAUCAAUUAACCAUAAUCCAAACUUAGUUUUAUGCAUAUAUGUAUAUGUAUGUACCUUUUUUUUUGUUUUUUUUUUUCUCUCUCUUUAACCCGUUAAGUUUAAAAUCAAAGACUGAACAACAAUAUGCGUAUACC
Drosophila arizonae is the source of this 2653-nucleotide messenger RNA. It is a transcript of the gene IP3K2, whose product is annotated as Inositol 1,4,5-triphosphate kinase 2. Gene Ontology annotation, molecular function: inositol hexakisphosphate kinase activity. Gene Ontology annotation, biological process: inositol phosphate biosynthetic process; phosphatidylinositol phosphate biosynthetic process. The record is from RefSeq and is a predicted model, not a curated record. Gene Ontology annotation, cellular component: cytoplasm; nucleus. Lineage: Eukaryota; Metazoa; Arthropoda; Insecta; Diptera; Drosophilidae.